Messenger RNA from Cydia pomonella (codling moth), 2506 nucleotides. Its product is annotated as ecdysone oxidase-like. NCBI's taxonomy places the organism in Eukaryota, Metazoa, Arthropoda, Insecta, Lepidoptera, Tortricidae. The record is from RefSeq and is a predicted model, not a curated record. Bases 626 to 2506 code for a protein of 626 amino acids. Gene Ontology annotation, molecular function: flavin adenine dinucleotide binding; oxidoreductase activity, acting on CH-OH group of donors. The transcript has 6 exons.
AAAGGACUUGCAACACAAAGGGGCUGCAACGCAAUUGUAACGGAUAUAUUUUAACGUGUAAUUUAAAACGCGAAGUCCCGUUUUAUUUUAUCGUAUGAUUUACGUUUUCGUGUUUUUCUGCUCAUAAAUCCAAAAUAAAUGUUUAUACAAGAUUAUAGGAAUCACAUGCAAAAAAUCAAAUGAAAAGUAUCGAUAUCGAUAAAUAGUUGAAACAAUUGUUCAAGCCAUUUUUUUUGCAUACAAAUGAAUAUCACCUGCAAGAUGUGUAAAUAAUAACGUCUCGGAAGUCUUUAAAUUCUCGGAUGUUAUUAAAUCUUAAUUAAUAUUCCUUAAACCAUCUGCGGAGUAAGAGGUUAGUGAGAUUUAUUUUCUGUGCGACGUUAUACUUGAAUGUUAUACUUCAAAAAUGACAAUUAGGCAGACGACUGUUUGAAUCACAACCGUAUAUUUAAGAAUUAUUUCGCUUUAAAUUUAGUUUUUUCUUCGCCAGUGUGAUGAAAAUUAUUGCGUGUAACUCCGGGGGUAACAAUAUUGCAAACUGGGUCUUUAAUGCACUCCAGCCUAUGGCUGUCGUAAAUUAACACCCUCGUUUCCAAUAUUUUACUUACCCCCCUCGUUGUGCACAAUGCACUAUUACGGUUAUCAAUCAAAACUAACUUCGGAAUGGAUUUAUUGUAUGGGCCUCCUUAGUUAUAUCAUAUCCACGUCUGAAGUGGCGUUCUUGCCCCGGCUGGUCAAACUUAUACAGGUCGCUCUAGCAGGCCUGGCAGUUCUCCACUUAGGAGCUGACAACUAUCCGCCGCAAGCCACAGUGUUCGAUGGUGACCAGUUCGACUUCAUCGUGGUGGGCGCGGGAUCGGCAGGGGCCGUGAUAGCAGCGAGGCUCUCGGAGAUAACUAAUUGGAAGAUCCUGCUUAUUGAGGCUGGUGACAACCCACCUAUAGACUCGGUUGUAAGUUUGACUUCCUCCAACUUUUUGAUUUUAUUUCAGAUUCCAGGCUUGUUCCCUUUUCUAGACUACUCUAUGGCUGACUGGAAUUAUUACAGCGAAGAUGACGGGUUCUCCUGCCAAGCUCACAAAACUAAAACUGUCCAUCUCACCCGAGGCAAGAUGCUCGGAGGGUCUAGCGGCGCCAACUACAUGUACUGCGUGCGGGGGAACAAGGGUGACUACGAGAACUGGGUAAGCCAAGGAGGCAUCGGUUGGGACUGGGACAACGUGACACAUUACUUCAAAAAGAGCGAAGGACUCAAAAGUCCUGAAGUUUUGGCAGCCGGAUCAGCCGACCUACACAACACUGAAGGCCCCCUGGGAGUGUCACUUCUAAAAUGGGAUGAAGAAACUAUGAAUACUCUGGACUCUUAUCUAAGCGCUUUUGGUGAAAAACAUCCAAUUCUUAUCGACACAAAUGGCCACGAGCAGAUUGGUUAUGCGCUUCCCCCAUUCACAGUGUAUGAUAAAAGACGCCAAAGCACUGCAGUGUCUUUCCUCCGCCCAAUUAAAUCUCGCGAAAAUUUAUAUGUCCUCAAAAAUACUUUAUGCACGAAAAUACUUUUCGAUGAAAAUCUGAGAGCUAUCGGGGUAGAGGUGAAGUUACCUGAUAAAGAAGUUAUCAGUCUUUACGCUUUCAAAGAAGUGAUAUUAUCGGGUGGUUCUAUCAACACACCUCAGUUAUUAAUGCUAUCAGGUAUCGGACCGCAACAGCAUUUAAUCGAUAUGGGAAUUGAAGUACUGCUAGAUUCGCCAUUAGUCGGUCAAAAUUUACAAGAUCAUUAUUAUUAUUUCGUAAUAUUAACAGGAAAAAAAGGACUCAAAUCAGUACCUCAGAACAUUAAAGUAUUGACAAAUUUGGACCAAUUCCCUAUUCCAGCCAUAACGGGACAUAUAGCGUUAUCCAAAAAUAGCUCAGUUCCCGAUUAUCAAGCACAGGUGUAUGUGGCUCCAGCCGCUUCUGUAUUCAGCACUCUCGUUUGUUCUUACGUAUUUGGGCUGGAAGAUAAGAUCUGCACGGCUAUUGCACAGGCGAGCCAGAAGCAGGAAACUCUCGUAGCUGCAUUAGCUAUGCUGCAUCCUGAUUCCAGAGGGCACAUCGAGCUCAGAAGCAAAAAUCCUGAAGAUAAGCCAAAAAUCUUCCUUGGUUACUAUGAAAACGAGGCAGACUUGGAUAAGCAUGCAAAAAUAGCAAAGCAUUAUUUGGAAGUUUUAGACAGCGAGUAUAUGAGAAGCGUAAACUCUGAGGUAGUGGAUAUAAAGGUGCCUCAAUGCUCUGAUAUAGAAUUUAACACUCAUGAGUAUUGGAAGUGCCUGGCAUUGAACACUGCGUCGACUCAGUGGCAUCCAGCGGGGACUUGUGUGAUGGGUGUGGAGGGUAAGAGCGUGGUGGACCCUGAGUUGAGAGUACGAGGAGUGACAGGGUUAAGGAUUGGCGACGCCAGCAUUAUGCCAAGCCUCACCAGUGGCAACUUGAAUGCACCAGUUAUUAUGAUUGGAGUCAGACCAAGCUAA